Rhopilema esculentum is the source of this 5495-nucleotide messenger RNA. RefSeq lists its product as uncharacterized. The record is from RefSeq and is a predicted model, not a curated record. NCBI's taxonomy places the organism in Eukaryota, Metazoa, Cnidaria, Scyphozoa, Rhizostomeae, Rhizostomatidae.
UAUGGAAAAUAUUAUAAUAGUUUGUGCAUAGGAUUCAUUGUAUUAGAAAAAUAUCCAAAUCCCGUUCAGCUGAAGGACGGUAUAAUACGCUAUUAAAACAGUCGAUUCAAGUUGAAUAAAAACAUAGAAUUGUGGGAACUCAGUCGAAUUCGUUCUUCAGCAAGUUGCAAUGCCUGUAGAACAAUCAAAGUUCGCGCAUUUUAAAAACAGUCCUUGCUAGCAGAAAAAUACAGCGGAAAGCGAAUAAUUGAGCAGGGUAAGAGAAAAAUGGGGUUAUUUCUUCAAUGUGUUUACUAAAUAAGAGAGGAAUUAUUUCCAAACCAGAACGUUUUUAAGGUUGGCCGCUCAUUUAUGCCACCUGUAAGUUUGAUUAUUUGCGCUAACAUGGAAAACAUUUCUAGCUGAUUGACUCUUGUUCAAAAUUAUUCAACCAGGUGGCCACGGGCAACUCGCAAUUCAUCAACGGUCAACGUACAACUGGAUCGCCGAAACUGAUACGCCAAACAAAUAAAUAAAGUGUAAACGAAGUUAAAUGUUUAAGAAAUAUAAAUGUUUCUGAAUAUACAAGUAUUAUGAGCCCCGAUUAAGUGUUUCUCUGAAAUCACAACUCUUUUCCGGGAGGCUAUUUAUUGUAAGAUAUUAAUGAGACGGCGAAGGAUUGGAUGAUCGUAAGUGAACAGUACGUGAAGGGACUUAAAGCAAGUGCGGAAUAACAAAUUUGGUGACUUUUGCAGUAAACAUGCACAUUGUACAGAUGCAAUGGAGAAGUAUAUGAAAGAAAAGAAAAAACGCGGUGAUACAGAUAACAACAGCAUCAAGGAGAUAAAUUACUAAUUGGUGUCAGUGAAAGAUAGUAAAUCAACACAAUGCGUCAAAGACUAAACUCUGCUCUCCUACGAGCAGCUUUUCUGACGUUCGUAAUUUAUUCAUUGCUAUUUGCAACAAGAACUGAUGCAGCAGGAGAGUAUGUCAAGAGCUUCGAAGACUUUAAAAUAAAAGAGAAACGAAAUCCUAUACCAGCAUUGACUCGCGAUUUACAAUUUAAUGUUGAUUAUAUCAAUAACCCAUGUUUACUAGCACCUACGGCAGAGAUUGCCCCUCUGAUGGACAUUGAUGAGCUACAGAGGCAGUAUAAGGAAACAAGAAAAGCUCUUCUUAGCCAAAGCCAACUGGAGCAUGCAAAACAACUCUACCACAAAAUGGUACUAGAAGGAUACCUAUUAAUGGCUUGCAUGAUAAGAGUGGAGUUUGGGAAUGCAAAAGCCGAGCGAAUGAUUGACAAAUGGAUAUCAGGAUAUGACAAUCCUUCAUUCAAACAAGUGAUCGAGGACAAUCUUAAAUCUGUUUUAGAUAUCGCUGACUCAGCAGUAUCAAUAAAGCAAUGCAGGCAUUGGGUAGUCAUGGCAACACGGUAUAAUGAAUUUCAAGUCCCGGCAUCAACUAGCACACAGAGUGUGUUUGACUAUUUGACAGAUAAGCUGAGCAUAGGUGGUGGUUCGUUUGCAAAAAUCGGACCAUACACGGGCUCUGUAAUCAUGCGGUGUUUACAGACUGCACCUGGACUCAAUAAGGGUGAAAAAGAACGCAUUUCCAAGUUAGUUGGCGCUGGUCAGCAGUUUACAUACCAACUGAUCGGGGCUUCAAUGUCAAGGAUACUUGGUCAUCACAGCAGCGCAGAUUUAUUGCGCAUAAUAGCACAUGACUUGAACAGGGCAGGCAACUUGGAACGCGAUGAGGUCAGGAAAAGAGUGAGGUUUCUCGUAAGCGGAUUCAGACUUAGCGAAAUAUGCAAAAGAGGAAAAAGCGACCAGGACUGCCUUGAAGCAGUCGAGGCUGACUUUUCAGCCCAUACCCCUCAGGAAGAUCCAUCCAUCCCUCCACAUCUCCUACACCCAACCCUGACACAUCCUCCAAAUCCAAAGCCGCUGCUUGAAGAUAAGCUACAUAAACUGUUGCAGGACAACACACCUUCUAAGCCUGCUAAACCAGCUCCUAGCAAAGCCGGGGGAAAUCCGCUGACAAAUAAGGUAGGGAAACAGCCCCUGACACACAAACCAUCUGGAAGCAACCUGCUACCAACCAAACUGGGGGCAGAUCAUCCCGGUAUAACUGCAGUUGGGCAUCCUCCCAAGGUGGGGGCAUUAUCUGAGCAUCCAUUGGUUCACCAUGUUGGCGAAGAUUGGCCUCUGGAUGUGCACCCAGAGCACUUAACGACUUCAGCAGACGAGCUUGUAAACAAGGUCAACGAGCUUGAAAACCCUCUUAUUACCAGCAUAAUGGAGAACAAGAACCCCGAACUACUAAAACUUCUACAACAAAGCGGCAGCCCAGAGUUACUCCAAACACUGCUCAGCUCAUCUGCGCCAUUGGUGAAUACAGCAGCAAAGGGAGAUUCCCAGGAAACGAUUCGCAAAGAGAAGGCAAGGCAGCGACUCAGACAGCUCCUGGCGGCUUUUAAGGGUAAUAAACAGAAGCUGACAAAUGCCAUAAAAGCACAUGCGCGACUGAGGCUGCUUUCGUACCUCAAGAACCACAGAAAUUCAAAGUUACUGCAGCUGAUGAAAAUGAAAUACAAAGAGCCCUUGUUGGCACAAGUAACAUCACACGAACAUGUGAACAAUGUGCAAAACGAUGAGGGCAAUCAUCCACCGUUAGUAGUCAAUUUCAAAGAGAAGCCAAAAACCAAAUCUGAAAAGGCGCUUGAGCUGUUGAAGUUGCUAGAGCUGAAACAUGAUGCACGUCAUGCAAAAAUUCACCCUACAGAAAUGCAACCAGGCCGGGAAAUCCUUGAUGAGCUAAAGGACGAACUAAGCACUCUUGGCUUCAAACAUAAACACAAGCCUUCACGAUAUGUAGAUAACACUCUUGUUCAUUUCGGGGAUCUAUUGUCGACAGGAGUUGGACUCCCUAUGGAUUACGAAGCAGGAAAGGCUUUUGAUUCUUAUGCUACCAGCAAACACCAUCGCAACCCUUUCCAAUAUGAAGAAGACUGGAAAGGAUCAUUGUGGCACACCAGAAAACAUCGUCAUCAUCGACCAAGCAGCCACGGGUUGUUUUUAAACCAACCACAUCUUGGAUUUAUAAACCACAUAAACGAAAAUACAGAGCAGCGUCCUGCAGAGGUCUACCCGUCAGCCAGAAUGACACCGGGUAAAAUGGAAAAGCAAACUGAGCCUGGAAAUCUGUUGACAGAGGAUGUAGCAGCAACAUUUGGUGAUGGCAAAGGAGGCGAUCCGAAUAAAGACAACCUAAAAAACGUUUUCAAGGAUAUGGCAUCUAACAGUAUGGAUUCAAAUGAUAUUGAGAACCUUAUGUCCAAUUUGCCUGGCAUAGUAGGGCAUCAUGUUGGAAAAGGGGAGCUCCACGACAUCCUUGCACAGUUUGGCAAAUCGACUGGUAAACCAGUUAACAGUGAGCAAAGUAGUAAUGAAAUGGUUCAGCUAAAUAGUGGUAGCCAUUUUGAUGGCGAACACGCUGCUCACAUUCCACAGCAAUUCAUGCAGACUCCAGCUUCUGGGUUGCUUAACGAUGGUGCGCAAAUGGGCGAGACUGACGUGGCAACCCUUCAAAAGCAUCUGCAGCCACAAAAAAUUGUCGAGCUAGCCGAGCAGGGCCAAGGAGAACAGGUGAAUAGCGAGGGUCAACUCCCACUAACGAGUGAUGCUGCUAGGCUUCAAUACAUGAUGUCACACGGAAUUAUGGAUAAGUACGGACAUGACAAUGAAAAAAUUAUAAAUAUUCAUCCAAAUCAGAAGGUUAUCCACAUAAAUGGGUACGGGAAUGGGCCUGGGGGUCUAGGAGAGAACGUCCCGAACUUCAAUGGAGAACAUCUGAUGAGCGCUCAAAGUCAAAGUGAAGACAAUUAUGCAGGUAUAAAUGAAAAUGAGGCGAAACCGAAAAUGGAUUUAUUGAAUCUUAACGGCAGAAUACAGGGUAUCGAGGGGCUUGAAGAUGAUAAAAUGGCGUUUAAGGAUUCAAGGAAUUACGAAUCACUGGGUUCUAUUGGGAAGACAGUUGAGAACUUUAUUUCCACAGAUGGAAGGCCGUCAGUUGAUUCAGAGGCAUCAAAAGAGCUCAAAGAACAAGAGAAUUUUGAUGCAGAUGUACUGGAAAACGAAGCGAAGGCUGUGCACCAUCUUUCAGCUGUGAAGCCAACAACGAUCAACACAAACUACCUUGAGUCACUUUCUAGUGAGGACUUUGAUCACGAUGAAACAAGACAAGCCACGGUUACCCAAGGAGCGAAACAAAGCGAUCCCAUCGACGACUACAUGGAUUUUAUUCAUAAACAAGAUGCAGUAGAUGAAGAUUACGCCCAACACUACUACAAAAAUAAAAAUAAUGCCCUUUCAGGAAAUUCUGGGUUUAGUACUGAUUUCGAAUAUCAGCAGUUUGAAAAAAAAUCAUCGCUUAAGAAAAGGGACGACAAGAAGAAGCAUACAAGUAAUCCUGGCUUGACUCACAAUAAGAAUAUGAACGUUGGCGCCAAAGUGAAAUCGGGAGCAAACAAGGACACGAGGGUCAGCAGCCAAAGUGAAAAUAAGCAGAAAUUAAAUUUACAGGGUAAUCUUAAAUCUGCCAAAACAAAGCAAAAUGGAGCUAAUAACAAGCAAAAGGACGCUGAGAAGAGACGGGAACGACAAAAGGGAGGAGCAAAAGUGACUUCGAAACAGAAAAAGAAAACAGCAGCGAACAAGGCGAAAGUAAAUGUAUAUCAACCGAAGAGAAAUCAACAAAAGAAACUCAACGGAAGACAAAUAAAUGGGAAAAAUAAGGGCAAAGAAAAUGCAAAAGGAAAUAUAAAAAUAAAGGGUAAAAGAAGAAAUAAUCACCAAAAUGGAAAUAUGGCCUUGAAUAAACAAAAGAAUCGUAACAAAGGUGAUUUAAAGGAGAGAGAAAUGAGUAUUCUAUGAUGUUAUCGCAUUUACGAUCGUGAUAGAAAUGUCGUGGAGCUACUUGGAGACAUUAAUGGAGCUUGACUUAAGGGAGGAUUUUGCGUGUACGUCUGUGACUGAAAUGUCUUGAGACUAUGUGCCUUGGUUGAAAUGAUUGUACAGUGUCAAAAAGAGGAUAAUUUAACCAAUUAUCUCAUCGUAUUACAAACUAUACAGUUAAACAUGUUGAGGUAAAAACAAAGCCGUUUUUGUUUUAUCUCCAAGCAAGAUAUUAGAUGGAAAUUUUGUUAAGAAUAUGAAAAAAUGCGUUAUUUUCACGGAGCAGAUCUGUAAAUACAGCGAUAUAUCUUUAUUGUGGGUAGAUAAAUAUAGCGAUAAAGCACGAGCACGUGCUACGCAUGAAUAAUGUAUGAGACGGCAUGAAAGAAAGCGCGGUGUUACUGAAGAAGUGGAAUAAUGACACACAGUAAGAAACAAUGUUUUGCUAUGAUUUCUUUGUUAUAUUGCAAUGUAUGCCAAAAUCAUUAUUGUAACAUAAAUAUAAACUGACAGUACUUUGUAACCUUAACAGUAGUUUUUGAUUGACUUAUUGUGAAUAAA